Messenger RNA from Cydia splendana, 5077 nucleotides. RefSeq lists its product as uncharacterized. The record is from RefSeq and is a predicted model, not a curated record. Bases 1341 to 5045 code for a protein of 1234 amino acids. Lineage: Eukaryota; Metazoa; Arthropoda; Insecta; Lepidoptera; Tortricidae. The transcript has a single exon.
AGAAUUAAACGGUUAACACUUUCGCAACCAGGCAAAAUUUCAAACAAUACCCCAGAAACCGACAGUACUCGCUAGUCGGGCAACGACGUGCAACUCAAUGCCGCACGCCGCGAACCCGCUAGUCGGGCAAGCGGCGGACGCUCAGGGCUUUGCCAAGUAACUUUCGUAUAAGUACGUGGAUAAAAUUAAAUCUGCUGUCACAUCUGUUUAGGCUCCCCGUUUUGUUCUUCUCCUAAUUCUAACUCCUAUUGAUACAUACCCGUGUAUGCAAUUUCACGUAACCAACUAAUAAGAAUUUUUAUUUUGUAAUCGCAUUAUGUAAAGUAAAUAAAAAUACAAAGUGAAGUAAUAAAAUAUAAUAAUCAACUGUACCAACUUUUCCACCACAUAAUAAUCAGAAGACUUACAAUUUUUUCUGUUAGUGGCAGUGGCAGCCCUGAGGUAGUGAAGAUGCAAUGCUUGCCCGCCUGUCGGGCACUUCGGCGUCGCGUGUAGGUUUAUAGCUCUUGCCCGACUAGCGGGUAUGCCGGCAUCUGAGUAAAGUUUACGAGUGCCCGAGAGUCGGGUACGCGGUGUCGAAUGUGUUAAAGAAUGGAUUCUAUAAGCUUUCAGAAUAAUCCUGCAGGUAUAAGCCUUCAGGGACGCGGCGAAUUCGGCACGAGGGUGGCUAUGGGUGGUAUUUUUGCUAAAUGAAAAAGUGAGACGCAAUGACAUUGGAUAAAGAAAUCGGACAGGUGGAAUACCACACUAACGUCCAUUCUCUAGCACGGUCAGAUCAAGAAUACCCGCGGCAGAGCGGUGUAUUGCCAUCCGUCCCCGCCGGGUACAGAUGGGAAUAGGCGCUACAUACAAAUCAUAUGUAUAUCGAACGCAGUGUAGUCAGCCUGCGUAUACUGCACACCAUGUUCAGGGCAUAAUAUACACAAGUUUACUGUGUCAAUUGAGUUAUAAAGCAUUGUUAAAAAGCACAAAGAAAGUUUAGUGAUACAGGUUCAAAAAAGGUACAUAUUAGAUUAUUAGAUAGAUAGAAUACUCAAGAUACAAAAGAAAACAAAAGUAACAAUUUAUGUACACAUAUGUGGUAUUAUCUAUGAAAAGGGACCUUAUUGUCGAUGGCGCUUACUACACUAACAUCGAUGAGCACAAAACGUAGUAGUUUAAAAUUGGGGAUUCUGGCCCAGUUUAGUUAUUUUGAUUUCCAAUUUAGCAAUUAAGUUUCUUUGAUUACUGGAACAUUCAAUGUUGCUGUCUAUCCAAUGCGGAGGUCAAUUUAUGUUAUGUGACGCUGAUGAACUUAUCAGUCAUCCGAGGAGUUAUCCGCGCACUGUCUCAGCGUCGACAUGGACACCGCCGUCUCCAGGUCCAGCAGCAUCAUGUCGGAUAAAGACCCGCUAUCCGUGCAGAUCAAGUCCGAGAGCCUCACGAACCUCCACGGCUCACUCGAGGACGUCCGCAACAUUUAUCUCACGCAUAACGAGCAGGCCGUCCUCGAGUGCCACCAGGCCAACACUAUCGAGGACCGCGACGACGAUCGCUCGGACGCCUCGGUAGACCCGUGGCUCAAGGAGAUCAUCGCUGGCAGCCAGGACGACGUCAGCUACUACAAAGAUGUCAGCGACGUCAUUAAGAAUCUCGAUAAUAUUCUCAAUUCGGAAAAGACGUCCAGCUCGGAGUCGAGCCACCAGGCGAGUCCGUCGAGGGACAAUUUGAGCUUAGACUGUAAGAAAGAUUACCCGAUGCAAUCUAGUAUGGUUAAAUCACCUGGCAUUACAAACUUCCAGAAUAUUAUACAGGAAGUCGGACUUGAAGACAAAUCGCCCGAAAAGAAACAGGAUGAGGAUGAAGAUAGAGAUACAAUAGGCACGCUCAGUCACUCGUUCGAGCGGCAUAGCGAUACCACCAGCCAACACACCUUAGAAAAUUUAACUCCUGAUACGCCUAUAAAAGACAUGGAGUUACCGUUUGAAAAGACGAAUGCUGAUUUACAAAAUAAACUGCAUGCAAUUGAAAUAUCUGAGGAUGUACAAGUUGAAGCAGUAUUGCCAAAAGAAAGUGAAGUAGAUAAUAGUGAUAAUGUAAAAACUAAUAUAUGUAUAACGCCAAUGCAUAGUGUUAAUGAAGAUAAGAAUGUGUAUGUGAGUGAAGACUGCCAAACCCCGAGUGAUAAUAAGUUAACUGAUAUAUUGCAUGAUAAGGAAACAGUGCAAGCUAAGUCAAUAAGUGAAGUUAGCGGUAAUAACCCAGUUUGUAAUAACGCGGAAGAAGUAAUAAUUAAGACUGUUCAAAGUUUAGAACAAAACGUGCCAGUGAAUGUAGAAGAUAAAGAGGUCUUGCCGGUAUUCCCUGAGGUAGUUCAAAAUGAUAAGGCUGCAGAUCUGUUACCAAAUGCCCCACUAGAAGAAAAACAUGCGACUGACCUACGACUCGAAACGACUAACAUAAAUAGUCAAAAAGAAAUAAAUAAUGAUCUCAUUUCACCUGCAGAAAGUACAACCGAUAGUAAAAUAACACCAUUUCAUAUGAUAGCCCUGGAAGAAAGUUCGUCUGUAAAAGUAGAAAACUUAGACAAUGUUAGUCAAAUAGCGUUUGAAUCUCCUCAUAGAUUAGAAGAAAGUCAACAAGGCGAUUCGCCUUUACCAACUUAUGAAGAAAAAGAGGGAUCAGAUGUGCCUGAAUCAGUACAAAUUAUAUCCGCCGUUCCAGUUAUUGAGAGCUUUUUAACUGGAAGUCAUAAUACAGGCGAUGUUGAAGUAGAUCUUAAGUCAAUUACUGAAACAGAUGUUUCUAAAAACACAGAGGAAGAACUUGUGACCUUGGUGGAAAAAGAAGUUGUGGUAACAAAUGCUCCAAUAAAUGUUACUACACCUACGUUAAUUUUGUCGGAAGCACAAGAAGACAAACAACUCUCAAUAGAUAAACUUCCUGAGGAAUUUAUUGACAAAAUAAUAAAGGAAGCUGAGACAGCUGCUUUGAAUUGUAUUGAAACAGCUCGAGCUAAAACAUUAGUACCUGAACCAUUGAAUAUUCCUAAAAAUGAAACAGUAGAAAUAUUUCUUAACACUGAAAUAAAAUCCUUGAAUAACUCUACUGCAGACAAUAUUACUCAUGAUACUGGAGCUGGCCAAGACAUUUUACAAAAACAAACAUCCUCACAAGAAGAUGGUCAACAUAAUUUUCUUAAAGAGGAGGUAAAAUUACCUUCAUCCAGCAAUUUAGAUAAUAUUACAAAAGAAAUUUUGCUAGAUGCAAUGCACGAAGUACCUAAAGUUAUGCUAAAAGUAGAAUCACUGGAUUUUUUUCACGAGAAUAAUUUAAAAGUGACACCCACUUCUGACGGUUAUUUACGAGAAUGUGAAAAUAAAGCCCCUGAAAUCGAAUCUCUUCCGGAUGUUGUACGGGAUGUUACAUAUUCCAUAGAUCAACCGAUUGAUAAACAGGUGCAUCAUGAUAAGGAAAAUACUAAUACGCAAAUUGAAUCACAGUCAGUGGUCCCUCAGAUAUCACUUGAUCUUGAAUCGACAGCAACUGCAGAUUCUUCACAAAGUACUUUUCUCAUUAAAGACACACUGAAAGAAGAAUCGAAAAUUGUAUCCGAAAGUCCUGUAGACACUUUACUAGAUGAGCCAGUACGAGAAAUUGUGGAACCGGAAGUUAACAUGGAAACUGAUAUAAAUACAUUUCUUGAUUCUGAAAAAAGAGUAACUGAAAGUUUAUGCGCUGAUGACACUUUGAAACCAACAUCUAAGUUACCAAGUAAGAAUGAAACAGAAUUAAUUGCAGUGGUUGCAGAAGAAACAUUUGCAAAAGACAAUAUUAUUGAACAAAAUGCUAUUCCCAAGUCUAAUACUACUGCUGUAGAAAAUGGGCGUGUACCAUCAGAUGACAGCACAGCUUAUAUGGAUCUGACUGAUAGUGUGAAAGCUGAAAUUGUAGAACAAAACCCUAUGGAUGAUAACAUUAAAGAUGUCAUUAACUCUUGCUUAGAGACUCCUGGAAAUGAUAACUGUUCACUAGUCAAGUUGGAAUCCACAGAGUACUUAGAUCUGCCUACUGUUAAGAGGGAUGUGGAUGAGUUUUUACACGCAGAAAGGCAACUUAGCAGCCAAGUGGACGAGAAGGAUCCUCUAUGUUCAAGUACACCUAAAAGCUCAGUGGAUGACACUCCAAACUCAACAGAAGAAAAGUCUGACGUAUUAUCAGAAACAAAAGUCCCUGACUAUGGACCCGGAGUAACGCUAACAAAAUUGGAACAACAAUGUGUCCCAGAUUUUCUAAGCUCUUUUGAUUCUCCGACCAAAAGUCACCCAACUGACACCUACGAUGAAAACAGCUCAGUAGUCCUAGGCCCUUUUGAGAACUGCACUAUGGAACUUUUUAAAGGCAUUAAAUCUGGUGAAGAUCUAGGCGACAUCCCAAAAGAAGAGAUGUUCUUCUCUUCAAAUUUCAGCGAAAUUAAUCUCGAAACUCCCUCGCCACUCCGCGAUGGUAACUUUUUGAAUGAAGUGCCGGAUAUAGUCAACGAUGAUCAUUUCCUGGAUAUAAUCAGUGAUCCCAACGAUGAAGUAGACUCGAAGACCGACGCCAGCGACGUCACUGAUCAGUCUGUCGCUGAGAAAAAAGUUUCACCGUCGACACCUCCCAACUCUCCUGGUUACUUUCUAGCAUCUACAUCUCAGCAGAAAUAUCUAGUAGAUAUAGAUUUGAACCCAGCAACGGAGCCCGCUCCCGUGGAAUCAGAUUCGGGUUUAAGUUCACUGCAUAAAGAAAUCGAGUUGAAUCAAAUAGAGCUUCAAAUCACUUCGAAAUUGGCUAUGGCCGAGAACGAAAAUAAUUUGAAUAUUGAAUACUCAGGGCCGUUGACUGUGGAAGGUUUAGUGCAGAAUGAUCUGGUGAGGGAGGAGGAAUCGGCCCCGGAGACGUUUCUAGCGGGGAACGGGGGGAACAUUGACGAUAUACGGGAGAUGUUCACGCUGGAUGAAGACUGCGUCAACGCGUUGAGGAACGAGCUGGAACUGAAGCUGCCUCUUGCACAGGUACUAUCUUAAUAUUUUGUUGAUCCUAUUAUUUGAUUUUUUUU